CGUAUUCAUCAUGUCACGCUGUAAAAUUAAUGUUUGUAUUCGACUGUUAAAAGAACUGUAUGGAGAACUGCCAUCUAAAGUUGGUUACUACUUAAUGACAACUGGCCCUAGCUCACUAAAAGUUAUUUCAUUCGAUACCAAAUUAACAUUAACUCAGACCAAGAAGGUUCUGUGGAUUCUUAUUCAGCAGAACAUUGUGACGUUUGAUCAGAGCAAGCGGUCCGGACUGGAAUACACCAUAGACACUGACCAUGUGCUGUGGCGUCUGCGAUUCCCGAAGUACAUCUACUGCGCUAAAGCACUGUACGGCGAUGCUGCCGAACUGUUGGUUGAAGAGCUCUUGCAUGAAGGUCAAGGGGUCAUAGGCAAUGUCGUGCAGAAGGUCACUGAUAAAUUAAAUGAAGCUUUAGAAACUGCAGGACAUACAAGGAUCCAGUCAAGUCUGGUACGCGACAAGUUCAGCAGUCUUGUUCGCACACAUUUUCUUCAGAGAUGUCCAAACCCUGUGAGAGAUGCCAAACAGAGAGUCAUCUCCCUUGAAAAUCCUGCCCAAUCAGAAACCUUGUUUGUUCUGCCACUUAUGGAUGUUGAUGAUGUGUCUACAUCUAAGAGGAAGAGAUCUGUUGAUGACUCGACUCAACCCAUUAAGAAAAUAAAGACCGAAGGAUCAUCAAGUGUUCAAGAUGACGUUGUGUACUGGAGAAUAAACUUUGAGCGCUUUCAUCAACAUUUUCGUGAUCAGGCUAUUAUUGAUGCAGUGUCGAAGAAGAUUGAUAAAAAAGCAUCUGAAAUUGUUCGCACCAUGCUUCGUCUUAGUGAAGUGAAAACAGACCCAUUUGCAGAGGUGACCUUGCCCUUGUCGUUCACUGAGAUUUUCCAGUCUUUAUCUAAAGAUCAUGGAAUGACAAAACUUGUGCUCGACCAGUAUUUGUCCAUCAUAUCAGAUGAUUCGGCUGGAUUCAUUACCAAAGUUGGUGAAAGUGGAGGAGGGAUGUUUGUUGUCAACAUGCUGAAGGUGUUGACCGCGUUGUGUACUGCUCACGUGGAGUCGGUCGUUCAAGAGAGGUUUGGUUCCAAGUGUCUUAGAAUAUUCCGAGUACUCUUACUGAAGAAACAAAUAGAACAGAAGCAGAUUGAAGACUAUGCCAUGAUACCAGCAAAAGAAGCCAAAGAAAUGCUGUAUUCUUUGCUUGAAGAGAAUUUCAUUACAUUUACGGAGGUUUCCAAGACGGUGGACCACGCCCCCUCUAGGACAUACUACCUGUUCAACGUGCACCUCAUCCACGUGACGCGCAUGCUGCUGGAACACACGUACAAGGCUGCUGCCAAUGCAAUGGUGAGACGAGAAAUGGAAGUAAAUGAACACAAGCGUCUGCUGGACAAACAGGAGCGUGUGGAGGCGAUCAUCUCGACCCUGGAACAAGACGAUGAGACGCAGAAAGAGGAAAUAGAACAGAUGAUAACACCACCGGAAAGAGUGCAGCUCGAGAAGGUCAAGGUCGCUGUUAAUAAGUUGGAUAACUGCGAGAUUCAACUGGAUGACACGAUUUUCCUGUUGGAGACGUAUCUAGCCUACACCAUGAAACCCCCACCUGUUAAACCUAGCAAAACGUGAUGUCGUGGCAAUAAAUUAUACCAGAAUU
Messenger RNA from Gigantopelta aegis, 1643 nucleotides. Its product is annotated as DNA-directed RNA polymerase III subunit RPC3-like. Gene Ontology annotation, biological process: DNA-templated transcription. NCBI's taxonomy places the organism in Eukaryota, Metazoa, Mollusca, Gastropoda, Neomphalida, Peltospiridae. The coding region runs from base 11 to 1615 and encodes 534 amino acids. The record is from RefSeq and is a predicted model, not a curated record. The transcript is spliced from 15 exons. Gene Ontology annotation, cellular component: RNA polymerase III complex. Gene Ontology annotation, molecular function: single-stranded DNA binding.